CCAACGAAAUUUCUUACCCCAUCCUUGUCCCUGUCUAAUAGUGUCUAUUGUCUACUCAGCUUCCCCUCCUUUCUUCCCCUUCUCACUCCAAAAUCCAAAGUUCGCACCUUUUUCCCACUCUCAUCUUCUUCCCAGUUUCGCAGAAGCACCGAUAUGAAAUUACCAGCUGCUUGGAUUUUUCUUGUCUUGAUACUUCCAUCACUAAUUUCUUGUUGGAGCAGCGAUGGUUUCGUCAGGAUUCCGGUGAAGAAGAGGAAAUUUGACCAAAUUGCUGACUUGUCUGUUUCAACUGCCCCUCUAGAAGCCUCUCCGCUGCUCAACAAGUACAAAUUUGGUCCUGGAGGAUAUAGUGAUGGGGCUGAUGUAAUUACACUGAAGAACUAUUUGGAUGCUCAGUAUUAUGGCGAAAUUGGAGUUGGGUCUCCUCCUCAAACCUUCACUGUAAUCUUCGACACUGGAAGUUCCAAUCUUUGGGUUCCUUCUUCAAAAUGUUACUUCUCGCUCGCUUGCUUUCUUCAUUCUAGGUACAAAUCAAGUCAUUCAAGCACGUAUAAGGAGAACGGUACUUCUGCCGCAAUCAACUAUGGAAGUGGUUCACUUUCUGGUUUCUUUAGCCAGGACAGUGUCAAAGUCGGCCAUCUUGUUGUGGAGGAUCAGGUAGAAGAUUUUAUCGAGGCAACAAAAGAGCCAGGCAUCACAUUCUUGGCUGCAAAGUUCGACGGCAUCCUUGGGCUUGGAUUUCAAGAGAUUUCAGUCGGAAAUGCUGUUCCCGUGUGGUAUAACAUGGUUAAUCAAGGUCUUGUAAAGAAACCUGUUUUUUCGUUUUGGUUGAACCGUAAUGUUGAAGGUGAAGAAGGAGGAGAGAUUGUGUUUGGUGGGGCUGAUCCUAGUCAUUACAAGGGAAAGCAUACCUAUGUUCCUGUUACUCAGAAAGGGUAUUGGCAGUUCGAUAUGGGCGACGUGUUAAUAAGUUCUGAAUCUACUGGCUUUUGUGCUGGUGGCUGCAAGGCAAUUGCUGAUUCUGGUACUUCCUUGUUGGCUGGCCCAACGACUGUGAUUGCUCAAAUCAACCAUGCUAUUGGGGCUUCUGGCGUUGUCAGUCAAGAAUGCAAGACAGUUGUGUCACUCUAUGGGAAAACCAUACUGGAAUUGCUCUUAGCUGAUGUACUGCCAAAACAAGUCUGCUCCCAAAUUGGCAUUUGCUUCUCUAAUGGGUAUCAUAGUGUUAGUAUGGGCAUUAAGACUGUGGUGGGUCAGAGUACAGACGCACCAGUGGACAAUGCCCUGUGCACUGCUUGUGAGAUGGCGGUCGUGUGGAUUGAAAAUCGGCUGAAGUUAAAUGAAACAGUAGAACAGAUUCUUACAUACGUAAAUAAGCUUUGUGAAAGGCUUCCCAGUCCUAAUGGACAAUCAGCCGUCGAGUGUAGUAGUCUUUCUUCCAUGCCUGUUAUCUCGUUCACGAUUGGUGGCAAGGGUUUCAAUCUUGCACCAGAAGAGUACAUUCUUAAAGUGGGGAAUGGAAUUGCUGCUCAAUGCAUCAGUGGGUUCUCUGCAUUUGAUAUGCCACCUCCUCGCGGCCCUCUGUGGAUUUUGGGAGAUGUUUUCAUGGGACGUUACCACACUGUGUUCGACUAUGAGAACUUGUCAAUCGGGUUUGCUGAAGCAGCUUAGUGUGGUUUUGACGAAAUUAUUAGACUGGAAAAAGGAGCAAAACGUAUAACAAGUAGCGGGGAUAGCUCAGUUGGGAGAGCGUCAGACUGAAGAUCUGAAGGUCGCGUGUUCGAUCCACGCUCACCGCAUGUUUAAAUGUCCUUUUUUUUAGGAUGAGAAUUAACUGAAAAGUUCAGCUACGGUAAAUUCCAAAUUUGAUCACUGGGUAUACUAAAGAGUGUUAUGUUUAGUCACUGGAAAAAAUUAAUAUUAAUAAUUAUCACUAAGUUUGGUAAAACAUGUCAUGUUUGGUCACCCUCCAUUAGUUUUCAUCCAACUCUGUUAGCGAAGUCCGUUAAGCGCUGACGUGGCAAACAUAAUUGCAUAUUUAAAAUGUUUUGUUCUA
Molecule: messenger RNA, 2056 nt
Organism: Linum tenue
Lineage: Eukaryota; Viridiplantae; Streptophyta; Magnoliopsida; Malpighiales; Linaceae
Source: the annotation of a GenBank genome assembly